Ictalurus furcatus (blue catfish) is the source of this 2555-nucleotide messenger RNA. RefSeq names its product transmembrane protein 26b (gene tmem26b). The transcript is spliced from 6 exons. Lineage: Eukaryota; Metazoa; Chordata; Actinopteri; Siluriformes; Ictaluridae. The record is from RefSeq and is a predicted model, not a curated record. The coding region runs from base 484 to 1407 and encodes 307 amino acids.
AAUAUCGAACGUCCAAAGACAAACAAACUUUACUCCAGUAGUGACAACCGCCUCCACCGUGACACCGACCCUCAAACUUAAUGAAUUAAGUUAAUUAUAUUGAGUAGUAGUGUUUUGUGUGUUUUUUUGUUUGUUUGUUUUUUUAAAGAGUGCAUGAUGCAAGCCCAGGAUCUGUACUCAAAUACUGUAGCAUUAGUGAAAACUCAUAGCUGUAUAUAUAGUAUAGUGUGGGACGGUAGCUCCAUAGAGUCUAAAAGAAAAGCCUUGGUGGUGAAAAACAGCCCAACUCGUCAUCUGUGCCCAAGGAACGAUUGUGGAUUGUGCGCAUGCGCAGCCACCACAAACUGAACGAAUCACUCUCGUUAUUCCUGAGUCAUAUAAAAGAUUCGGAACGACCGACUCCUUGCUAUAAAUUGUCUCUCUGCAGCGUGUAGUAUCCACUAUCAAGUCAAGGUCCGCUCUGUGUUUCCUUACAUUACAGCCAUGCUUCUCAGGUUCGUUUGCGCGGUUGUCACUAGGGCACUAUUUAUUUUAAUUUCACUCAUCGGUGUGUGGAGAGUCAUAUGGGUGAAACACAAUAAAUUGUACUGGCUUCUUACUAUCCUAUUUCUACCCCUCGUUGUGGAAAUGAUUUUAACAUUGAGGAGGAGAAAAGGCAAGGACUGUAAGUGGUUCUCUCCAGCAAUUUUCCUGUUCCUUGUCAGCAUUAUACCAAGCAUUUGGAUCCUUGAGAUUCAUCAUCAACAGAAUAAACUCACUGAAGCCAAGUGUAAUCAACUCGAUUCAUCAGAGAGCAUUAAAGAAUUAUUUAAUAACCAGAGGACAUUAAAUGCUACUAAUGGGACCGAUAUGUCUCAGAUUUUCCAGCACUAUGAGCAGCUCUUGUCAUCAGUAUGCCCCAAUGACUGGAUUUUGGCGCUACACCAGUCCUUGCUGGUGCUGCUGAUUGUGGGGAAGUGGCUGAUGCCUAACGAAGGAGGCCUCACACGAGACGAGCUCUCGCAACUGCUCCUUAUCUUUGUAGGAACGGCUGCGGAUAUCCUUGAGUUCACCAGCGAGACUCUAUCCGAUAUCAAGGAUAAGAGCCCAGUGUUGGUGUACAUUAUUCUAGCCGUCUGGACGUGGAGUAUGCUACAGUUCCCUCACAAUCUCACAGUGUUAAGCACUAAAACAGAGGAGUAUGAGACGGAGCCUGGUUCUCUCCUCUCUCGACACCGAGCAGACUUCUGGGGUGUGAUCGAAGCCCUCUUGAUUCAGGACGGCCCGUUUUUUGUGGUCCGCCUGACCGUCAUGAUACACUUUGAAAUCAUUCACCAAAUGCUGGUCUUCUUUGCGAUCAAGAACUUUUUGGUGGUGGCACUGAAUGUGUAUCGACUCUGGGUCAUUUUUGGGGAUUCCAGAUCCUGAGGUUGGGACGCAGCUUACAUUUUAUAUAUGAUAUUCAUUUAAAAAAGUGUAAUCUGAUUACUUAGUUGAUUCAUUUUGGUUAUAGAUCUGUGUACAGUAAUAAUUUUUCAUUUCAAAAAUAACAUACAAAUUUAUAGUUAGUAGAUUAGUUUAAAUAACAAACCAGCAAAAUCAAUGUAUACAUAUAUCAGGGAUGGACAGUAUUUCUGUAUACAUGUACACAUACUUUAUUUGAAGUAGCUAAAAAAAAAUAUUUUGCAGUUUGUUUUGGAUGCUUGAAGAAGAAGAAGAAAAAUGGUUUCAUCAAAAUCCAUGCAUGCUGUAUUUUCUUUUUUUUUGUAUUUUCAUUUGCAUGGUGAUAUCAUGUAAACUGGUGCUCAUGUGAAUGUAGAAGAUUUCAGAGCCGGCGCAUGCAAAAGAGCUUCUCUACAGCUUGAACAUAUCAGCAACACCAGUCACUUAUCAGACACGCAGUCUGUUAAUAAACUGUUUAAGAAGAGCUCACGCAAUGUCUACACCCAUCAGGGAGAAUACAAAUAGCUGGCAAUGUGUUGACUGGCCACUUUAUAUUCUGCAGGAAUUUAAAAACACACACAUGAUUGUUCCUAAGUGUUUAAAAGAUUUCAUAUAAUCAGUGAUGUCCUGAAAUUCUGAGACAAAGCUUCUUGUAUAGCUAAAAUAUAACAGCAGGUCAACACUACAGUACAGAAAUACACUACAGAGCACCAAUACCAGAAACCAAAGAAACUAUAUAAUUGAUACAUCAUGAUCUACAACCCCAAGUCUGAAAAAGUUGGGACAGUAUGGAAAGUGCAAAAAAAACAAAAAACAAGCACACACACAAAAAAGGUCAUUUGAAAAUUCAAUUCACCCUGUACUAUAUUGAAAACACAUUAUUUGAUGUUUUUUUAAAUGUUUUUUUAAAUAUAUACUUGUUUCAAAUCUGAUGACUGGACUGCUGCAACACAGUCCAAAAAAGUUUAUGACUGUUUAACAGUGUGUAACACUGUGACCUUUUCUUCUAAUAACACUUAUUAAGUGUUUCGGCACUGAAGACACCAGAAUUUUCCCGCAUUCGUGCAUUAUGCAACUACGGGGCUUUCGUUGCCUUAUUUUGCGCUUCAUAAUGCGCCACAGCACCCGCACUC